AUGAUGAACCAGCUGCCGUCCUUCCUGCAGCCUGCCGUCCGGAAGCCGCGAUAUUCGAUCCGACCAUUUUACACCACAUUGUUGGUGUUUACAGUCAUUGCAACAGCGAGUUGGUUCCUAACUGGUACUACAAAUGAACAUGGGCGGUUUGCGCAACCGGGCACAGGGCCGCAUAUAGACCUGCUCAAACGAGAGAGCGAACUAGAGUGCCGCUUGGUCCGCAACGUCAAAAAUCAGUGUGCAUAUGUCCGCGCCAACUGCCCCGACCACGAGGACGGCCUAAUCUCCUAUCUUCAAUUCUACUAUUGCGGGCUGGCCGAUGCAAAACCGGUAGCAUUCGUGAUAUUGAUCCUCUGGUUAUCACUACUAUUCAGUACCAUCGGCAUCGCGGCAAGCGAUUUCCUGUGUAUUGAUCUCAGUACAUUGGCUAGCAUUCUAGGAUUGAGCGAGAGUCUCACAGGGGUGACAUUCCUUGCAUUUGGCAAUGGAAGUCCUGACGUUUUCUCCACUUUUGCCGCCAUGCGGUCGAAUAGUGGGAGCUUGGCCAUUGGUGAGUUGAUGGGCGCGGCGACUUUUAUCACGUCUGUUGUCGCGGGCUCCAUGGCAUUGGUCCGGCCAUUCAAGGUCGCGCGAAGAAGUUUUGUCCGAGACGUUGGUUACUUUGUAGUGGCCGUCGUUUUCAGUAUGUUUUUGUUGGCCGAUGGGAGACUUCAUGUAUGGGAGUCAGCUACGAUGGUAGGCUUGUACGCCUUCUAUGUCGUAAUGGUGGUCACCUGGCACUGGUACAUGGUACGGCGACGCCGAAAGGAUGAGAGAGACCUCGCGGCUCGAGCUCACUUUCAUAUACCGGAGAAUCAAGAGCUGGACAUCGAAGAGGCCGCCGAGGACGAUGAUCCAGGUGUAGCGUCGGAGUCACGAAGUCUGCUCCGUGGAGCCUCAACUGAAGAUUUUGAUCUUUUGGAACGCGCCGAGGCCGUUCCUCUAUGGAAAGAAGAGGAUGACGAGGACGACGAGGCGCGCAAUCGGUACUUGGCCGAGAUCCGUGAUAACAUGCACGUCUAUCGACCUGUGCAAUCGAGGCGCAAUACGAUGAACCCCAUUCGGCCAAGUCUUGUUGGUGCAUUGGAGUUUCAAUCUGUUCUUCACUCGCUGCAGAAAUCAAGGAACACCCAUCGCAAUCCGACAAUAAGCCUAAACAGUUAUUCAGACGAUGGCGAGGCCGAUUUUGACACGCGCUCGGUGGCAUCGCAUCCUCGCGCUAGUCGACCAUCCGCUACUAACGACCGCCUAUCGCCGUCCAGUGCAGCAGGUUCCUCCCGAGUGCGAGCUGUCUCGGCGAACGAUGCCGUGGGUUUGAAAUUUGACUCCAGUGUUUUGGAGCCCCGGCCAACACAAGGCCCACUGCUUACAGUGAGCAGACCUUCUUUUGAGGAUACUUCAGGACAAGAAGCCAUGCAGUCUCGCCAGCUACCUCGAAUUGAUACCGGGACGGCGUUGGAGGUAUCUCCUCCGAAUCGGUCGCCGAGUCUGAGCCCAGUUACCACAGGUCCUCAAACUCGUCCACAAACCCCUGACCGGCUCGCUCCAUCAGACGCUUUCCACUCCCCCAAUUACAAUGACGGAGGGGUUGGCGAACGGUCCCCUAUGUCAGUAUCUCCUAGGGGCACUACAAUUCGCCGUCAUUCGGGCUUCGGGUUAGAAAGUCCUUCGGUGCCAUUCCCAUCGUAUACUGAUUUACCCUCCGUGGCAUCAUCACGACCGCCCAGCAUUCGACUUCCAAAUUCAUCCAGUCAAUUAGAACGGCUGCAAGUCCACGACGGGUAUGAUGAUUUCGCUCAUCAGAUUGGUUGCACGCUCUUCCCGACCCUGGCGGGAUGGAAGUCUAAAGGUGUCUGGGAACGACUGCUCGGUAUUGUCGCAGCUCCCAGUGUGCUGCUUCUUACUAUAACCGUCCCAGUCGUUGAGCCAGAGGCACCAGAACCUGUGGAAGCAGACCCCAUACCGUCGUUGAUUGUUCAGGAUGUCGGCGAUGGAGAUAAUCCCUCCCCAAGGGUUCGACUUCCAGCAGAUAGUCCAGUGAUUAUGGCUCAGGGACAUGACUAUGCCGGGCCAGCUUCUAAUGCGCCGCCAACGCACCCUCAUCGAAAGUCCUCGUAUGAACACACUGGUCGCCCGCGAUGGGACUCGGAACUCCCGGCAGUGCCGAUGCCAGGUUCAGCUCCUGCGCAUCCUGCGCCAACAAAGGACUGUAAUCGCUGGCUGGUUUCCAUCCAGCUUUUCACAGGCCCGUUCUUCGCCGUGCUCAUCGCCUGGACGACCAUGGACGAGGACCGUCAACCACACAACCUCAUUCUUCCCUCCCUCGUCUCCCUCUUAUUCUCAUCCAUCUGUCUCACAGCCCUGCUAGUAAGCACCCGUCAUCAACGAAAGCACCGACGUCCCAGUGCAGGUCUUUCCCUCCCGCUCCUUCCCGACGAAUCCCGACCUCACACCUACACCCUCCCACCGCAAUGGCGGCCCUUCCUCUCCCUACUUGGCUUUUUCGUCGCCAUAUCCUGGAUCGCGACGAUCGCUACAGAAGUUGUCUCUCUUCUCAAAACUAUCGGCGUUAUCCUUAACAUCUCCGAUUCCCUACUCGGAUUGACCAUCUUCGCCGUUGGAAACUCGCUAGGCGAUCUCGUCGCUGACAUCACUGUUGCCCGACUCGGGUAUCCGGUCAUGGCUCUGAGUGCCUGUUUCGGUGGUCCCAUGCUGAAUAUCCUCCUCGGUAUCGGGCUUGGUGGUCUGUAUAUGACCCUCAAUGGCAGAAACCAGAGACACAAUGAGGCAUCGCAGGAUGUUGACCCUGUGCAAGUGCCCUAUGAGAUCGUCAUCUCCAAGGUGCUUGUUAUCAGCGGCGCGACGCUUUUGGUUAUCCUAGUUGGGCUUUUGAUUGUUGUCCCUAUGAACAAUUGGAGAAUGGAUCGCAGGAUUGGUUGGGGUCUUAUCGCUGUUUGGUGUGUGGGUACCCUGGGAAAUGUGAUUGCAGAAGUUGUCUUGUGA
Molecule: messenger RNA, 3042 nt
Organism: Penicillium mononematosum
Lineage: Eukaryota; Fungi; Ascomycota; Eurotiomycetes; Eurotiales; Aspergillaceae
Product: sodium/calcium exchanger protein
Exons: 3
Coding region: 1-3042 (1013 amino acids)
Biological process (GO): monoatomic cation transport; transmembrane transport; intracellular calcium ion homeostasis
Cellular component (GO): membrane
Molecular function (GO): monoatomic cation transmembrane transporter activity
Source: RefSeq, a predicted model, not a curated record